Molecule: messenger RNA, 1146 nt
Organism: Uloborus diversus
Lineage: Eukaryota; Metazoa; Arthropoda; Arachnida; Araneae; Uloboridae
Product: peptidyl-prolyl cis-trans isomerase-like
Exons: 5
Coding region: 33-659 (208 amino acids)
Biological process (GO): protein peptidyl-prolyl isomerization; protein folding
Cellular component (GO): intracellular membrane-bounded organelle
Molecular function (GO): peptidyl-prolyl cis-trans isomerase activity
Source: RefSeq, a predicted model, not a curated record
UGUAACUUUUGCAUCUGGCAACGUUAAACACCAUGGCUCUCAAUCAUGUGCUUAAAAAGCUUUCUGGAAACGCCAUUUACCUUCUAAACUGCCGGUCUCGUUUGGUCGUUGUAGGUUCUUUGAGUAAUUACACUAAUUAUCGAAACCUAGCCAGCAAAAAUAUGGCCAGACCUCAAGUGUUUUUUGAUAUGACCGCUGAUAAUCAGCCUUUGGGUCGUAUUGUUAUGGAACUUAGAGCUGAUGUGGUUCCAAAAACUGCAGAAAAUUUUCGAGCUCUUUGCACUGGAGAAAAAGGCUUCGGCUAUAAAUCAAGUACCUUCCAUAGAGUAAUUCCAGGUUUUAUGUGCCAGGGUGGCGAUUUCACCAAUCAUAAUGGAACUGGUGGCAAGUCUAUUUAUGGAAAUAAAUUUGAAGAUGAAAAUUUCAUUUUAAAACAUACUGGUGCAGGCAUUCUCUCAAUGGCUAAUGCUGGCCCUAAUACAAAUGGUUCUCAGUUUUUCAUUUGUACUGCUAAGACAUCUUGGCUUGAUGGAAAACAUGUUGUGUUUGGCCAAGUUACUGAUGGAAUGGAUGUAGUAAAGAAAAUUGAAAGUUACGGCAGCCAAAGUGGCAAAACAAGCAAGAAAAUUGCUGUUGCUAAUAGCGGACAACUUUCUUAAGUUUAGCCAACUUAAUUCAUUUUGAUAAUCUUUUACAAUAAAAUUUGGGCAAAUAUUUUUUUUUUACAUGCGUUACUACAAGCACAUUAAAUUGUUUAUAACAGCCCCCGAAUCUAAUUUUAAGUCUUUUGUCAAAACUAUGAUUAAUACAGCUUAACAACUUUUAAUACAUGUUAACUAUAAGCUCUGAAGUUUAACAAAGCAUUAAUCUGUAAAUAAUGAAAAUGCUUAUUGUCGAAACUCGAGUAAUGCUUCAGAUUUAUUUUCUGCAACUGAAAGGCAGAAUUUUUAAGUUUUUUCAAAAAUUGUGGUAGCUUCUUGCUGCAAAUAGUUUCUUAACUGCAGUAAAGGGGUGGGGUGUAAGUCUUUGUUUUGGACAUUCCUGAGCAAUUAUGUUUUUCUAUUAAAUGUCAAGUUUUGUCUUUGCAAAAAUAGCUUGCAAUUCUGCAUUGAGUUGGAAAAUAAAACUUUGUUUUGAAAUAUCGUA